AUGAAGGGUAGUGUAGGUGCAGUGCUUCUGGCAGGUAUAGCCUUGAGAUUGGCCACCACUCUGGUCUUCCCAACAUUGCAACAGACUUUAGAUAAAUCAGUGGAAUUCUCUACUCCCAUAACAUCCUUUAAGUCAUUGAGAGAAGGGAUUUAUCUAUUAAACAACGAUCUUCCUGUAUAUGAUGGUGGUGUAGUACAUCAUUCUCCAAUGCUUUUGGCCAUUCUUUCCAUUUUCAAUGGCUCGGAAUUUUUGGUUUCCUUGUUUUAUACCAUCAUCGAUAGUUUGAUUGCUCUAAAUUUAAUUCAUAUACUAAAUUAUUUCCAAAACUCGAUCAAUUUCAAUAAUCCAACUUGGGCUAUCGGUCUGCUCUAUCUUUUCAAUCCAUUGUCUCUAUUAACAUGCAUUAGCAGAUCAUCGACCAUCUUUAAUAAUUUAUUCAUUUCUUAUUCAAUUUAUUUCGCUUUAAAUAAUAAUUUAUUACUCGCUUCUAUCUUUAUUGCCUUAGCUUCCAAUAUAUCCAUCUAUUCAUUAUUAUUAAUCUUACCAGUAUCAUUUAUUAUACCAAAAAAUUAUUCUUCCACAUAUAGCCCUACCCAUUCUCAUUCAGCUUCAAUUGAUUCAAAUAAGAAAAAAAUUUCAAAUAACAAUAAUGCAAACAAAAUUUCAAAAUUGAAUUGUUCAAGAUUAAGAUUUGCCAUCUUUGCAUUGUUAUCCUUUACGUUAUUAAUUGCUAUAUCAUUUAUAAUUAAUAAUUCAAAUUGGAAUUUCAUUUAUGCAACUUUUUGGAUGGAUUUAUCUUCUUCAAAAAAUUUCCCCAAUUUAGGUCUUUGGUGGUAUUUCUUUAUUGAAAUGUUCGAUUCAUUCAUUCCAUUUUAUAAGACUGUUUUCAAUCUUUUCAUUGUUUCCAUAGUUUUAACUAUUUCAAUAAGAUUCAAUUCCUCUCAACCAUUCUAUUCUUUAAUCCUAUCGAUUGGUUGGAUCACUUUAACAAAACCUUAUCCAACUUUAGGUGAUAUUAGUUUUUUUAUUGGGUUAAUUCCUUUUUUCAAGCCAUUGUUUGGUUAUUUGAAAUACCCAGUAAUCUCAAGCUUAUUGUUUUUACAUGCAAUUUUAUUAUCCCCAAUUUUUUAUCAUAUUUGGAUCGAUGUAGGCUCAGGUAAUAGUAACUUCUUUUAUGCUAUUAAUUUAGUAUAUGCAUUAUCGGUGGCUUUAAUCAUAACUGAAUUCUGUUGGGCAAUGUUACGUUGUGAAUAUGAUAAAGGUAGUCCUAAUUACAAGGCUAAAGUCGCUCAAAUAUAA
Henningerozyma blattae CBS 6284 is the source of this 1299-nucleotide messenger RNA. It is a transcript of the gene GAB1, whose product is annotated as GPI-anchor transamidase subunit GAB1. Gene Ontology annotation, biological process: protein localization to cell surface; attachment of GPI anchor to protein. Bases 1 to 1299 code for a protein of 432 amino acids. The transcript has a single exon. The record is from RefSeq and is a predicted model, not a curated record. Lineage: Eukaryota; Fungi; Ascomycota; Saccharomycetes; Saccharomycetales; Saccharomycetaceae. Gene Ontology annotation, cellular component: membrane; GPI-anchor transamidase complex.